This is a messenger RNA of Neospora caninum, 5814 nucleotides long. RefSeq lists its product as hypothetical. The transcript has 15 exons. The record is from RefSeq and is a predicted model, not a curated record. NCBI's taxonomy places the organism in Eukaryota, Apicomplexa, Conoidasida, Eucoccidiorida, Sarcocystidae. The coding region runs from base 1 to 5814 and encodes 1937 amino acids.
AUGGGAACUUUGGCGCUGCGGUGGGGAGAGGACUCUAGCCGAAACACGACGGAGAUGGUUUUGCAGGUUACCGGUAUUUCACGCUCUGGAGCCGAUUUGAAUUCACAUAGCCCGGAGAAUAUGGGAGCCACGACAAUUUUCUUGGCCGGAGGGUCCACCUUUGUCGUCGGAGACGAACGCGCCGUGUUAUAUAACUCAAAUGGUACCAUUAUGAAAGCGUUGGUCAAAGUUGGUGUUCCACAGCCGUCGCAAGAGGAGAGCGAGCAACUAAGCGGACCCUCAGAAGAGGAAGGAGCGCUCCAGUUUUUAGGUGUGAGGCGACUGGAGCCAAAACCUGGAGGCCUCUUCGGAAAGCCUAAGCAAACAGGAUUCGCACCUGCCAUGCUCCCUAACGGGCCGCCACCGGCGCCUAUAGGGCCACCCUCAAGCUUCAUGGACGCUUACUGUCGGUACGGAUGCGGAGGCAUGUCAGUGACGUUCCCUUACUACUACCGGCCCUUUUUCGGGUAUGGAUACCCGUUGGUUGGAACAGAAGCUAUGUUCCCCCAAGGAUAUGGCGGAUAUCCCGCUGCUCCUCUGCUGGCAUCACAAGGUGGUUCUCCUGCCAUAAUGGGAGCGUCCGGACCGGUCUUAGCAGGCGGAGUGCCCGCGACAGCUCUUGCAGCCACCAUGAAGCUUUCACCGACAGCCCACUUUUCUUCUAUGAAACACACGCGCGUGUCAGUAUGCGAGCGUCACAUGCUGCAGAUAACUGCGGCCUCCUCGUCUACCUCCUCUGGUGCUGUCGCCACGCCUCUGACGGAAGGCAAUAAGAAAACGAGGAGCGAUCUUCCGUCAGACCCAACCACCAAUUCCAAAGCCACGUCCGGACAAGAGGAAGACCUCUGGGAUGCUGAAUCUUCUCAAAAGGCGCCAGCUUCUUCUCACCAAGAAAACAAUGCUACUGACGGCAGUGCAUCGCCACAGCCAUUAUCUGCGGCCGUCGAGCAGAAGGAGACGAAAGACGUCGACUCGUAUUCAGAGAGUGAUCCUGCCCACAAUGACAAUUUACUCAAGGAUUCUCAAGGCGACAACGGAAAUCCGCUAAUUGUCGUGGAUAAGGAAUUUGUGUGUAACUAUCCCCACGGCGGGUGCAGCGAAUCACCCUCCGACUACUGGUAUAUGACAAGCGGAGUUCUGUCUGCAUGUCGACAAGUUGUCCCUUUAGGCCGAUACCGGUGGUUGCUUGUCCUGGAUUUAGGCUGCGCAAAGCGUCAGUUACCACAUCUUCAGAUUCCCCCAGUUUCCGUCCGUCGAUCGGCUUUCGCAAAAAACAACAGCAGAGGAUAUGACCGAAAAGGGACUGAGGCACGGCAAGACGAGCCAGAUGUCAGAGAGACGAAAAUAGACAACGCAGAACGAACGAAGGCGCAUCCAAAAGCAAACGAUCUGGAAGAAAAAGACGGAAACCGCCGCCUUCCGUCACUGCCUCCCCUACCUGCUCUCUCUGAACUUCUAGAAGACUGCAAAGAAACAAGCAAUCAAAGAGAAACGAAGGAUGACGGAGAAGGCAGUGGCGCAGCGACGACAAAUUCGGGACUUCCGAAGGCCGAAAUAAGGACAAACAACAGAGGAAGCGGCGAAAAAAAGCGGCCCUGGUUCGCUCCCCAGUUCUCCCUUUUUCCAGAAUCAGACUGCAACCACAACGGUUUGGUCGAUGUCCGAUGCGCCGUCGACUGUGGAUGGCAGCCGCGUAUCGGCUCGCAGCAGACACCGGACGAGGUCGGAGGCAGGCAGGAUGCGACCUCGACCAGUGCAGAUGCCACCGGAACUCCACCGCGAAAGACACUAAGGUGCCUCUUUCAGUACGACAAAGAAGGCUUGUGGGGUAUGCGCCAGGAGCAUGUGGGAUCGUGCUUUGUCAUUGAUGGAGGUUGCAAGUCCCCUUUUGAAGAGCGUCAUCGAAUCUUCUGCACUGGCUGGCGAGGGCAGGGUGCCGGCUUUGAUCCCAGAGAUCCUCCUCUUCCGCUAAGCAGCGAUUCCGUCAGCCUUUGCACGGAAGAUGACUGCCGCGACUGCAAUGCCUUCCUUCACCCUCAGACAGGCCUGGUGACUCGGGGGUGUCCGAACGCUACGUGGAAAGAAGAAGGAACAUUCGGGCCGGCAUGCUACGGUCGAAUCUUUCCAUCUUCCCCUCCACAGGGUGCGGGGAGGCACGGCACGAAGGCUGAGUUGAAGCCAUCGCAGGCGAAACCUACGGCAACGCGUCUCGAAGACGGUCUGGGAAGUCGGUUUGGCGCAACCUCUAUGGGAGCCGAGGAGGAAAGGACAGCAAAUGAAAGUCGCACUCGCCAGGUUGAAGCAGGCGAAAGCUCGACAGACGAGCCGCACAGGUGGGCUGUACAGAAGGACGAAAGACACGACUCGGGAGGAGGCGGAGCCGAGGAGAUCUCGGCGCUUCCAGCUGUCUCGGAUGAAGAGGUGGACGAGAAGGACCGAAUGGAAGGCCCAGUGGCGAGGUCGUCGCACCCAGGCGUGCCACUUCCCCGGUCAAUCGACAGAUGGGAAGUGCCUUCGUAUCCGAAUGGAUCUCCAGCGGCGAGCUGUUACAAGACACGUGUUUUCCAAGUGUUCAUCCAGAAGCACGGUCGUGGAAGAGAGUGCAUCGAAACGGAAGGGAGCGUCCACUUCGCUGGCUGCGCAGAGAGUGACGGAUGUGCAGAGGCGUUCGGUGCAGUGGCAAGUCAAUUCCAAUCGUUGGUCGACUCUGUUCUGCACGAAAGAGAAGCGGGUCUCGCCGGCCUGACAACCCUCCGAGGCGGCGAGGAAGCAGUUCUGAAGAAACGACUCCGCCAAGGCUCUACAGAGGGGGACACGCAGGACGAAGACGCGACGACGCAGGAAGUUCUCUUCGCUUCGGGGCAGGCAGGAGACGGCGGACGAAUGCCGAAUGCGCCGAGCAAAGAGACUGGCGAGGCAGACCCCCAUCAAAACAGGCAGCGCACAGCAAAUGUGCCCCAGUCUCUGAGUGACGAGGAAGAAGCAGAAAGACUCCUGGAGUCAGGCGUUUGUCCGGGACGAUGGAGUUCAUGGACCCACUGCGAGACAGACUGCUACGCCAGAAGGUUCUUUACCCUCGCAUCUUCCCCCUUUGCUCCUCCCCACUGCCUUCGAGCAGCGGCCGCUAUGGAACUUACGCAGUGCAGCAAGGCGCCCCCUCUCUGCGGUUCGGUUCUUUCCCAGAGGGCUGACGGCCUUAGCGGUUCCGCCGGCGAGAAAGACACGACCAGAACGGAGUGGAAGCCUACGCUUGGAGAGGAGGAACCGGGAACGCGGGAAGCAGUGAUGGACGAGGGAGACGCUACUGAAUCAAGCGUCUCCAACGAAGACCGAGCGCAAGGGAAGGAUCUUCCUUUCCGUUGGUUGGAAAUCCAUAUCAGACCGGACGGAACCAUGGGAGCAUUCGACCGAGACGGCCAUCGGGCGCCUGUCCUGAUGGUGUCUCAUGACUACAAGGGGCGAUGUGGAAUCGCAGUUGGCGAGUGGAGUUCCUGCGACGGGCUCUGUCGAAGAUUCCGGCUCUUGUCUCUUCGUUCUCUACACAAGGACGAUCGCGCAGAGGAUGGAGCCUGCCCGAGUCAAACCCCGCUGACGAGGGAGCGCGCAUUGUGUGAAGAGCCCACUGUCGCCUCUGUAAAGGUUUCCAAUGCAUUUCAGCAGCAGCAAAACCACCAGAAAAGCGCAUCUGUGCAGAGCGGUCCCAGUGAACCGCGAGACACCGGCAAACUCUGGAGCUGUGCCGACCCCCUGGUGGUGGUGGCCGACUUGAAAGUGUCUGUUCUGCUUGACGCCCCAGGCGGCAGCGCCUCCGAUAGCCUUUGGGCAAACGACCUUGAAACAAAAACCGAUUCCAGUCGCCCGGUGAAAGAUCAAGAAAGAACCGGAAACCUGGAAGAAGCCCUGUUUCAGCUAAGUUUCGUCCGUACCUUAGCACGGUUUCUCGGCCUCCAGCCAUCGGCCCUUAUCAUUGAGCAGUUGAAUCCAGAGUACGCAGAACAACGUGCAAAGAACGACGCGUCUUUUCCAAAAACUGUACAUGAGAACAUCGAGGAGGAUGCAGGCGUUCCUCCCCACUCAGGCCCUCCACAGACACCGGGGUCGACGGAUAGGAAUGCCAGUAAAGAAAAUGUCCUGCAAGUGUCUCAAACAGAUAGCCUCGGGCAGCAGAAUGCGGAGGCAAAGGGAGAGCUUAAGACUGCAAUCGAAGCUCGAGACUCACCGGUUCGACUUUUGGAAGAAACUCCAGGCUCUGGAGAGGAAACAGGGAGGACAACCAUAUUGCCAGCGAAUGGCAAGCUAUCAUGGAGCUCUGCAGAGAGACUGUUGAGCAGUUCAAAAAAGGAAGACGCCAAGCACUCUCGCAGUCGCCGGCGGCAGCUUGCUGACAAAGAACAGGCAUCGGAUUCUGCCUCACAAGCAGCCGAUGGUGGAGACAAGACGGCGGAAGUUUCGCGCGCCACGGAACAGAAUCUUCACUUCCGGCUGAGAAUCCUGACGCCGGCAUUCGCACGGGCUAUGCGGGCUCUGGGUUUAACAGAAAAGGACCGGAAAAUGAGAAAGACGCAGACUUCUCUUUUAUCUGGAGGGGGUGGCUCCAGACUAUACGACGAGGAAGAAAGAGCUAAUGGAAAGAAGAGACGUGCCGCUGACAUUAUGGACGACCUAGAGGCUCUUCAGGGCAGAGUGUUCCGGCUCCCCGGCCCUCUUGACGCACACGUGGAGAUUGUGCGUGUUACUGACAAAACGAGCAAUCUCCGGAAAGGAUUUGGCGAUCCAUCCCUGCUCGACGGGUCGGUGAGUGCCUUCCCGUCCUCACUUGCAUUCCUUGGGCUGGCCGACGUUCGGCCACGGCCUGGUCCGGUGGGUUCCUGGGGGCUUACUGCGACGGCUCCAGUCUAUUUUGUGGAUCCCCUUUUCGAACUCAGUCCACUGGUGCUGUACGUAGUUGUUUUUUGUAUGGCGUGCGGCGGUAUGCUGUUCCUUCUCGCUCUCUGUGCAUGCGUUCGGGAUCGGUGGAGAAAACAGGCGCAGGCUGGUCGGGAGGCUAACGUCGAGCUCUCGCGAGGCCGCGGAGCCUGUGGCCUAGCACCGAACCGAAUUGGUCAUUCCCCACCUUUGGGGCGAGACAUGCCUCUCUGGCCUCAGCCGUGUGCAGAUGGGCAGAACAUGGAACACUCGCGCCCUAUUCCGAUGAGAGACGGGGCAUCUGGCCCGAGCAAAGGCUAUUUGUCCAACCCAAAGUACAGUGUGCACAGCGGGAGGGUCGAGCGGCAGCAGAAGAGCCCCGCGCCGGCGACGCCAAUCCCGUUCCUCUCCGCUGGCUUGGAGCCGACAUUGAUGGGGAAACCAGCAUUCCAGAAUGCAGAAAGGAGAGACGGGAAAUCUACCGGAAGGCCCUCUGGAGUUAGGUUCAGCAAAGGAAGCAGUACUGUGUUGCGUGGAAAUGACUCAGUCCGCGCUCCAGGUAGCACGACAGUGCAGGGGGAGACGGCGCCACGCAGCGGGGAUGCACACGCCGAGAAAUCGGGAGACAGAGGGGGAGCCUGCGGUACCGACACUGCACCAGGCAUCAAGGGUUCCGGCGAGGAUUCGCAACAAAGAACGUCGCAUCUGUCUUUGCUCAAACGGUUGAGAAACUGGGGAGGAACAAGCAGGGAGGGGUCGUACAAACGGUUCUCUCAGCCCACGACACCAGAGGGAGAGGCACAAAGAGAGAGCGAGGGCGGCUGCGGAAAGGCUCUUGCGGAGUCGAGAGAGAGGCAUUUACGCACAUAA